Molecule: messenger RNA, 836 nt
Organism: Aspergillus caelatus
Lineage: Eukaryota; Fungi; Ascomycota; Eurotiomycetes; Eurotiales; Aspergillaceae
Product: ribonuclease H family protein
Exons: 2
Coding region: 243-773 (176 amino acids)
Biological process (GO): DNA replication, removal of RNA primer
Molecular function (GO): nucleic acid binding; RNA-DNA hybrid ribonuclease activity
Source: RefSeq, a predicted model, not a curated record
UAAUUAAGCGGGGAUCAAUAACUUACUUUCCACAAAAGCUCAGACACGACAGAACAUAUCAACAGUGGAGGUGAGGAGAAUCACCAACGAUCGAAGGAACCACUCUCAUAUAUGCAUGGCUCUAGAGAACAUCUGUCCCCCGCAUACUCUUAUGAGAGAUACCGAAGCCUCUACACCACACAGAUCUUGUGCAUAACAUUUGAGUCCAUCGCAUCUUUUCGACACUAGCCUACCGCGCCAGCAUGCCGUACAUCAUGGAAAUCUACACCGACGGUGGCUGUAGAGGCAACGGCCGAUCAGGAGCCAUCGGUGCUGCCGCCGCCGUUUUCAAAAACAAAUUUGGAAAAUGCACCGGUUGGACAAGACCCUUACCCAAAUAUCCCGCACCCACAAACCAGCGGGCUGAAAUCACGGCCAUUAUUCUUGCGCUGGAGACAGCCCUGGAAAAGCUCGAAGAGCUGGACACACGUCCGUACUUAGAUGUCAAGAUAUAUUCAGAUUCCAGAUACGCAAUCGGGUGUAUGACAAAAUGGAUCUAUAAGUGGGCAAAUAACGGAUGGACCAAUGCUGCAGGCAACGAAGUUGCGAAUCGGGAUCUGAUUGAACAGGCCUCUGAUCUUGACGAUAGAUUGAAAGAAGAAGGAGACGUGGAGUACAUCUGGAUUCCGAGGGAGAAGAAUCAGACGGCGGAUGAAAUGUGCAAUGAUGAGAUGGACGAACAAUGCAGAAAGGCUGAAACCUCAUCUGAUGACUCUGAUUAUUAUUAUUAUUGAAUUGAUUGCUAGUUGCGAGAGCAUUGUUUUCACUCUGGGAGGAUGAUAGGCACAGGUCUGAAC